UCCCCGUCUUUUGUGUCCUGUUUUCCGGCGUAACACAAUGGCUUCAAUACACUGUGCCCGAGGAUAAAGGAAAGUCUCCGACUUUCAUCUGGGAGGGCGGGCGGCUCAAUUGUGUUGGACCAACCCCCCUCUUGAAGCUAGAAAGUGAUGGUGCAGUGACACUGUGUGUUGGUAGCUUGUGUCAUUCACUCAGUGUUGUUGGAAAAUAACUGGUUCUGUAUGUUUCAGUCCGGCAAGAGAGUGCGUUAAGGCGGAGUGGGUGUCCUCAAGUGGGGUUUUGUGUUCCUAGUGAUGUAUUGAUGUAUGGCUAUAGAUGUGGAAGGCCUUGUAGAACUAGCCUAGCCUGACACCUCAUUUCUUGCAGGGUCAGCCAACCCAGCUUGUUCUGUAGGUACGACACGCUGGUGGUGUUCCUGUAGUCCUUCAAGACAUACCUAGCAGCUCGUUUCUGUACAUAUUCUAUUUUGUCCAUUAGCACAUUUUUAUUGGCAUAUUGACGCUUCUGUGGGUACAGUUAGCUGUUCCAAGUCGUAUGCACACUAAGUCGGGGUUACCAAUUGUUUCCGGCGUAACAUAAUGGCAGUGUUCAGCGUCGGUGAGGUCAGCUCGGGGCCGUGUUUUGACGGCCGUUUCACCCCGACCUGAGCUAAGAAACUACCUAUUCCCUAAACUCUGCAUGUCUGGACCAAUCAGAGUAACGACUCGUAUCCUACAAUAUAUAUAUAUAUGCAAAUAUAUGGUGACAGGCUAGGGUAUAUCUAGUGGUACGAGGGUGCUAGCGCUCGCUUCAUUUUGUGAGUCACACAACCGUAAGAUGCUUUCAGCGCAGCCACCGAAGUCUAACCAGCUGUCCGUACUGAAGGUCUCUGUAGACCGAGAGAAGCAGUGUGAGCCCCUACUGCGUGAAAACUCCAGACGCUUCGUCAUUUUUCCCAUCCAGUACCACGACAUCUGGCACAUGUACAAGAAGGCCGUAGCAUCAUUCUGGACAACGGAGGAAGUUGAUCUCUCUAAAGACUUGGCGCAUUGGGAGAGACUGAAUGACAACGAAAAACACUUCAUUAAACACGUCCUGGCAUUCUUUGCAGCUAGUGACGGUAUAGUCAAUGAAAAUCUGGUUGAGAGAUUCACCAAAGAGGUGCAGGUGACUGAGGCAAGGUGCUUCUAUGGCUUCCAGAUAGCCAUUGAGAACAUCCAUUCUGAAAUGUACAGUCUCUUAAUCGACACCUACGUGAAGGAGCCACAUGAGAGAGAGCGUCUGUUCAGUGCCAUUGAGACCAUACCGUGUGUACAAAAGAAGGCUGACUGGGCCCUGAAGUGGAGCGGAGACGAGGGGAGCAGUUGGGGGGAGCGUGUAGUUGCGUUUGCCGCUGUGGAAGGGAUAUUUUUCUCCGGGGCCUUCGCAGCAAUUUUCUGGUUAAGGAAAAGAGGACUCAUGCCGGGGCUAACUUUCUCCAAUGAGCUGAUCAGUAGAGACGAGGGUCUACACACCGACUUUGCCUGUCUUAUGGUCAGCUACCUGGUCAAUAAGCCUAGUGAGGAUCGCAUUUACCAGAUUAUCGACGAUGCUGUUAAGAUUGAGCAAGAGUUCCUGACGGAAGCUCUUCCCGUGAAGCUGAUUGGGAUGAAUCAAGACCUGAUGAAACAGUACAUCGAGUUUGUCGCAGAUAGACUGCUGGGGGAACUCCUGUGCAGUAAGCUUUACAACAGCGAGAACCCCUUUGACUUCAUGGAGAACAUUUCUCUGGAGGGAAAGACCAACUUCUUUGAGAAGAGGGUGGGGGAGUACCAGAAGAUGGGCGUGAUGUCCUCCUCUGAACAGCAAAAGUUCACGUUGGAUGCUGACUUUUGAAAGUAGAGAAUAAAAGAACGGAAAAACAGACGG
This is a messenger RNA of Branchiostoma floridae (Florida lancelet), 1885 nucleotides long. RefSeq names its product ribonucleoside-diphosphate reductase small chain-like. Gene Ontology annotation, molecular function: ribonucleoside-diphosphate reductase activity, thioredoxin disulfide as acceptor. The transcript has a single exon. Gene Ontology annotation, cellular component: cytosol. NCBI's taxonomy places the organism in Eukaryota, Metazoa, Chordata, Leptocardii, Amphioxiformes, Branchiostomatidae. Bases 815 to 1852 code for a protein of 345 amino acids. Gene Ontology annotation, biological process: deoxyribonucleotide biosynthetic process. The record is from RefSeq and is a predicted model, not a curated record.